Messenger RNA from Bolinopsis microptera, 1187 nucleotides. Its product is annotated as sulfotransferase 2A1-like. Gene Ontology annotation, biological process: sulfation. NCBI's taxonomy places the organism in Eukaryota, Metazoa, Ctenophora, Tentaculata, Lobata, Bolinopsidae. Gene Ontology annotation, cellular component: cytoplasm. Gene Ontology annotation, molecular function: sulfotransferase activity. The transcript has 6 exons. The record is from RefSeq and is a predicted model, not a curated record. The coding region runs from base 56 to 1030 and encodes 324 amino acids.
AACCAGUAGAAACAAAUCUUCGAUCUUACAAUUCCUCCCGAACUUGCUAUUUUACAUGACUAGCAUGAAAAGGAGAGCAGAUUCUCCUCCCAAGAAAAUGGACAUGAACAAAGUGCUCAAAUCUCACCAAGCUUUACUCUCUCAAAACAAGGAGGAUCCUGACUUUGUGGAGAGAACUGAUAAAAUACCUUUCUGUCACACUGUCGGAGAAGACGGAAUGAUUUACCCUCAAUACAACUAUCACGGAGGGAGAUGGGUGGAUAGAAUAAAGUCAUGUGACCAGUUCGUGGCUAGACCAGACGACCUCUUUAUCUGCUGUGUUCCCAGAUCAGGGUCGAACUGGGCGCAGAACAUGAUAAAACACAUAAAGGGAGUAGCCCAGGAGGAGAUAAUAAUAAACCUAGUGAAAUGGUUUGAAGGACACACCAACACACAACUUGAACAGCUGGAUUCUCCAAGAAUAUUCAAAUCUCAUCUGCGUUGUAGUAAGCUACCAAAACAACCCAAGACGAUCUACAUAGCACGGAACCCAUUUGAUAACUGUGUAGCCAACUUUGAGAUCGUCAAAGGAUAUUGCACAUUUGGAGCUGAAGAUAUGAGCUGGGAGAAAUAUCUAAAUCUCUAUCUGGAGGGAGACAUACUGUUCGGUAGCUGGUUUGAUCACGUGACACAGGGCUGGAACAAGGCACAGAGCGAUCCUAACACUCUCUUUUUGAGAUACAAAGACAUGAAAGCAGACGAAACCGGAACCGUUCAAAAGAUAGCUUCCUUCCUCGACAUCCCCAUCUCAAAGGAACGAGCAGCGGAAAUAGCAGAGCUCACCACAUUUAACAAGAUGAAGAAAGACCCUACAGCUAACUUUCAGUGGAACAAGUUCUUGUGUAAUGAGGGGUUUGACUUUAUCAGGAAGGGAGUAGUGGGAGACUACUUAAACUACUUUACAGAGAAACAGAUGGAGAUUGUGCGCGGGAAGUUAAGAGAGAUUUCUAAAUCGGGGGUGUCCUGUUUUGAUGAGUUUCUCAGUGAAUAGAAUAGUUUUUUAAAAGGAUAUUUGUUAGAUUUAUAAUUGUUUGUUGAUAAUUUGGUUUUGGUCUCCAUCACAUUCUUUGAUAUAUUGUUCACUGUUCAGUAUAUAUAUUAUUGCAGUCAGUUUGUUGUCUGAUAUUAAUCUGUUUUUUCCUUUGCAU